Molecule: messenger RNA, 3701 nt
Organism: Kockovaella imperatae
Lineage: Eukaryota; Fungi; Basidiomycota; Tremellomycetes; Tremellales; Cuniculitremaceae
Exons: 10
Coding region: 123-3485 (1120 amino acids)
Molecular function (GO): metal ion binding; mRNA binding
Source: RefSeq, a predicted model, not a curated record
UUGACCCGCCAGAACAUCAAGCGAAGUUGGACCAAAGGACUUGGAUUAGACCAAAGGAUUCUCACAUCAGAAGGUGCGCAUAGACGACGUGUCGAGAUACAGAGAGGCUCAGUAUAUGGACCAUGUCGUCUUCACCAUCUCCACCUAGUACACCCCUUCCUCCGACUGCUUCCAUUCCUGCAUCGCCACCUAGUAUAACGGAAUCUAGCCAUCUGUUUAUAGGGCUUGAGACAUCCUCCUCACCAGGCGACCGCACUCCCUUCGAUAUCGAUAUAGAUUCUUAUCCAGGACAUUCACCAUCCCGUGCCAAGCUACCUACUCCAUCAUCUUUCUCACAGAGGCUCGCUACGACGCCGACCUCGCCACGAGAUGAGUCGACGAAAUCGCUCGGCGGACGAAAAGACGUCGGGGCAAAGAGUUUGCCUUCUCGCCAUCCAUUCAAUCUCUAUACCAUCCCACAAAAGGCGGACACGUCUACAAAUAGGAACUCUGCAUCGCCUAUACCACCACCCUCAGCAUACGUUCGUCGAGGACCACCAACGGCAUUGAAUUUACACCCUGUUCGCAUGCCUCUGGGACCUGGAUCCACCUCGUCUCCAUUCAGCCGCCAUAUCCCAGCUUCGGCCCCUCUGUCAAAGAUUGCGAGUGUAGGAGCCGCUCGCAGAUUAUCCGAUGCACAGGAGAAACCAGGUCGAUCUCCGGCUCCGCCCAAUACCGCAAGUCUCGAUCGGAACACUGCAUCCAAACAGAAGAUCAAGCCCACAACGCCAGCUUCCAUCUGGACAGAAGGACUUCCAAACCCUCGCACCAGCGGUUGGAUUUCUCCUGCCUUGACCACGGGACGAAGUAUCACCUCGGCGACCUCGCGACCAAGAGGACUCCAAGUUGCCAUCCUGAACGAUAGCAAGCAAGAGUUGAUCAUCGGAGAUCUGCCAAUUCAUGGGGGCAAUCCGCUCAAGUCCCCCGUGUCUAUCCUCAACUCGAAUCCGCAAGGAGCUACUGAUCAGCAAGGUUCUGGAAGCGAUUCACGUCGUCGAGAGAUCAUUCUGUGCAGAUACUAUCACACUCCAGGCCUGACGUGCACGUCUCGUCCUUGUCGCUUCGUUCACGCUCUCGAAACGAAGUACUUGCCCACCUCUACAGGACAAGUCCCAUCCACGGCUCCAGUCGCACUUCGGCUUGUCUCGCCUAAAGUUCAAGAUCCAACAGGAGGUAUCUUUGCAAAAGCUCAGUCAAGCACAAAGUCACCUAGGUCCACUUGGCGCAACUCCAUGCCUUCCAGUGGUAUUUCAGGCAUCGCAAGACCCUUACUGGCAUCUCCAAUCUUGUCAAGCUCCGCGCAGGUCGGUGCGUCAGAUGACAGUCUAUCAAUCGCAGAGAUCCAGGAUUCGCAGAAAAUAUUCGCGUCUAUGGAGCCCGGGCAGCGGGUCGUCUUAGCUACCGAGGAUGGAGUUCAGCUGAAUGGUACAGUCUUCUUGAUGAGUGGAGGUGGAAAAGGGGCUGUCGGAAAGUCAAAGGCAAAGUACAAAACUGUCGGGUGCAAGGAUUACGCCGCUGGCUAUUGUCCCUAUGGGGACUACUGCUCGUUCAUUCAUCAGGUCUCAGUCGCUGUCGAAUCCCCUGGAAUGGUCAAAUCGAGAUCCGAAGAUCUGCUCACGACCCUCGAAAUACCGCAAGAUGAAUCUGAGAGCAAUGUGGCGGACCCGACUCCCUUGACCGUCCAAGAUUCACCUGCCCGUCGACGCCAUUCUACUGGAUCAUACGCCCGGGCUGUAAGACCCUUGGCGAUCAUUCCUCCUGUUCUCGAGGCCGAGUCUAGCAAUGUGAUCCUGGUUCAGAAUAUCGAUGAAGAUACGGUCGGCGACAGGAUGUUGGAUCAGGAAGAUGCGGUUGAAAUGCCCAAGGAGACAUCGAAUGACUGUGUAGGGAUUGCACAGCCAGUUAAGACCGACGCAGACGUUUGUCAUCAAGCAGACGUACCCGGUCCAUCUCCGGUGUCUGCAAGAUCUUCAGCUUGGUCUCGUGGACCACCAGCGUCUCUCAAGUCUUUGACAUUGAAAAAGGUGUCUAUCUCAAAUCUAUCGAAUUCGACAGGAUCCCGACUCGUGCCACCUCCUUCUGCCGUGUCGUUCUUCGGGACAGAGUCUGACCCGGCUACGCCUUGGGACCCUGCCCUGCGACAGCAGCAAACCGACGCCAUACGCGAUACGCCGUGGAAUCAUAGUGCCUAUGCCUCAACGAUCGACCAAACUGGAGAGGUCUGGCCAACCGUCGAUCAGGCCAACAGCGGCAGUAGAAAGAGACACAACCAGGAUGGCAGACCGCAUGAACGGCACGGCACCGACAUUGAUUCGGUGGAUGCUCAAAAUGUCCAUCCAGAAUAUGAAGGCCCUGUGUUGACCGAGGCCACUACUCUGCAAGGAGCCCCUCCGCAACCAUCCAUGGUCCACCCGCCCUACGGAGUCCAGCCGUAUGUCGAGACAGCAUCUCCAGAUCACAGGCAAGGGUGGCCAUUCUAUGAUCCAUGGACGGGAUCCUUUGAUAGGCAGGCCACAGAUAUGCCUACCUCUCCAGGUAUGUGGAGCUCGCCUCCUCCGAUCAUGUACCCUUGGGGCAUGCCGAUGAGCCCUGUGGUUUCUCAACAACCCCAUCAUCAGGAAAACGAAGCGCAUGACAGCCCUAAGAUGGAAAAAGGAAGCAAGACUGGUCCGGUCUCCCAUUUGCGAGGCAUGUCGUCCCCGGUUGGCUUACCUCACGUGCCCGGUGGACUCGGUGUCAUGUGGACUCCUGCAGGCUGGGCUGUCCAAGAUGCGGCUAUGAAAUUGGAUCUGAGACUGGCAGAAAUGAAGUUCUUGUCCGAAAUCACUGGCAACUCGGUCGAAAGCGCUCAAAACAGGGACAAGAAGGUGUAUUACAAGAGUCGUCAAUGUCUAUUCUUUUCACAUGGGAAUUGUCCUCACGGCGAUCAGUGUACCUACCGGUAUGAUCCACCUUCUCGGACGUCGUCGCCCUCGAACCCCUCGACUGACCCUAUUACGCCUGCAACGCAACGGUCGCGCACGUCGACCCAGGGAUCCCCCGUCAAGCGCAAACCUAUGCCUGUAUUACCGUGUAAAUUCUUCAACUCCACUUCAGGCUGCUCUCGCGGAACAGAUUGUACAUUCCUGCACGCCAUGGUCGUCCCCAUAUCCAUGCCAUUGGUAGAUCGUCCUCGACCUUGGCGAACGAAACCAUGUCGACACUGGCUCGUUGGAAGGUGCACACUCGGAGACGCGUGCCACUUUGCACACGUCGAUGCGAAUGGAAAUGAUGAGCAUGUCAACCCUCCACUCCGGCUCAAUACGAGCGCGUACGAUAUGUACUCUGCAGAGAUACCUCUUAGUGAGGCAGACGUCUCGCUCGCUAUGAGGGACAUCAAACGCUAUAGCCCGACUAGAGUGGACAGUGAUGACGAGGAGGAGGAUAAUGUCGAGAUCAUCCCGUAGAUUACGGAAGCCGUGUCCAUCAGAACCUAGUAGAGAGAGAAAGAGAAAGAGAGAAUGGGGUGAACCCGAUUGUAGGGCAUAUUGAUUCCAGCUUUUUACAUUAUAGGACUGUGUGCAGCUGCCAUGAAUACAUAGAAGCGAGAUUAUACUAUAAAGAUAGGGACCGCACCAUCUGGAUCUACAUGUACAAGGACCUCGGCACGACGUGCAGGCCAA